AUGCCCGGACGCCUUGAAGGAAAGAUUGCGUUAGUCUCUGGCUCCACUCAGGGGUUUGGACGCGGAAUUUUGGAGACAUUCAUUCGUGAAGGCGCCUUUGUGUUAGGAAUGGACCUUCAGGCCGCAGAUGGUGCUGUUGCAGGGUAUUCCGAGCAACAGGCAUAUCAAAUCCAAGCCAAUGUUGCCGAGGAAGAGAGUUGGAAAAAAGCGCUUCACACCUCGAUCGCCAAGUUCGGAACGGCACCCUCGAUAGUGGUCCACAAUGCUGGAUGGUCAUACCCGAACAAGUCUGGUCUCGACGUAACUGUCGAAGAAUUCGACCGACUUUUCAAUGUCAACGUUCGAAGUAUCUAUCUCGCGUCAAGGAUUCUCGUCCCCGAGAUGAAGAAAAAUGGUCCCGGGUCCACCGUCGUGAUUUCUAGUGAGAACGCGAUUCGCCCCGGCGCCACCCAGACAUGGUACAAUGCGACGAAGGCGGGAGUAUCAUCGGCGACCAAAUCCAUGGCCUUGGAGCAUGCUAGAGACCAGCUUCGUUUUAACACCAUUUGCCCAACAUCAGGCAACACCCCACUGCUCAAUAAGUUUGCUGGAAUCGGAGAUGGACCUGUUCCGGCUGAGAUUAUCAAGGCGAAAUGCGAGGCAAUUCCUAUUGGUCGACUCGUUGAGCCAUCUGAUGUUGCCAAUGUUGCUUUGUUUCUUGCUGAACCCGCCAGCUCUAUUAUAAGCGGAAUUGAGAUUCUGGUUGAUGGAGCUCGCUGUGUAUAA
Molecule: messenger RNA, 765 nt
Organism: Penicillium cosmopolitanum
Lineage: Eukaryota; Fungi; Ascomycota; Eurotiomycetes; Eurotiales; Aspergillaceae
Product: NAD(P)-binding protein
Exons: 2
Coding region: 1-765 (254 amino acids)
Source: RefSeq, a predicted model, not a curated record